Molecule: messenger RNA, 3090 nt
Organism: Anastrepha ludens (Mexican fruit fly)
Lineage: Eukaryota; Metazoa; Arthropoda; Insecta; Diptera; Tephritidae
Product: poly [ADP-ribose] polymerase-like
Cellular component (GO): nucleus
Molecular function (GO): NAD+ poly-ADP-ribosyltransferase activity; zinc ion binding; NAD binding
Source: RefSeq, a predicted model, not a curated record
AAAUUCCCGGCAUCUGUUAUUGAGCGGGUUUUGUGUUUUAGUAUUUGGAGUGAAGCAUAAUUAAUUGGAAAUAAUUUUUAUUCUUUAUAAUUCUGAUGGAUUUAGAACUACCUUAUAAAACUGAAUAUGCUAAAAGCGGCAGAGCCUCUUGCAAAAUGUGUAAGACUAGCAUCCCUCAAGGAUCGCUUCGUCUUGCUGCCAUCGUUCAGUCUGCGUUUCAUGACGGAAAGCAACCGAUGUGGUUCCAUGAGGAUUGUUUUUUCAAAAAGCAACGACCACAAUCUGUAGGCGAUAUAGAAAACUUUGAAAACAUUCGAUUUGAAGAUCAGAAGAGAUUAAGGUUGAAAGUUGAUAAAAGUUCGGCUGAACCAGUUGUUAGCUCUUCUAAAAAGGGGAAAAAACGAUCAGCUACGGAAAAUUCUGCACUGAAAGAUUUUGGUAUCGAGUACGCUAAGUCUGGCAGAGCCGCAUGCCGUGGAUGCGAACAAAAAAUUUUAAAGGACCAGGUACGCAUUCGGAAAACAGUAUACGAUACGGAAGUUGGAAUGAAGUAUGGAGGUCAACCAUUGUGGCAUCAUGUAGAAUGUUUUGCUCAGCUACGUAGCGAACUUGGCUGGUCUGAAAAGGGCGAUUGUCUUCCCGGAUUUCAAAGCUUAAAAAAGGAUGAUCAAUCUGAUGUCUUAAAGCUUUUACCGGCUAUUAAACUCGAAGCUGGGUUGGAGCCCAAGAAGGCCAAAAUUGAGCAAAAUUCUAAAGAGGAAGAAGAACUCGAUAAGGAAAUAGAAAAACAGUCUAAACAUAUAUUUAAGCUUCGUGAAAUGGCAGCAGAUCAAAUGCAAAAGCAAGACAUUAAUUCUUUGUUAGAAUACAAUAAUCAAGAACCAACGACCGGAGAUUCGGAGAAACUUUUGAAUCAACUAGCAGAUAUGUUGGCGUUUGGAGCUUUGUUGCCUUGUCCUCAGUGCAAGGGAUGCUAGUUAUUAUUUAGCAAGUCUGGCUAUUUGUGUAAUGGACAAUUAACAGAGUGGACAAAAUGUUCAAAUCUUAUAAAAGAGCCAGAACGUAAGCCUUGUAAAAUACCAACAAAUUUGAAGGAGAAAUAUAGCUUUUUACAAAAAAUCAAAAACAAGACGGGUUGUCGGAUUGUUAAAUAUAUCCCCCCCAGUAUCGCAGUUAUUUCCAAAAGUGUGCAGGCAAAAACUGAAGAUGAGUCAACUGAACCUAAAGUUAAACGCGAACGGCCACCUCUUUACAAUGUGAAGUUUGCUUAUAUUGGUCCGAAAAAUGGCGAAAAUAAAAUAAAGGUGCGUUUGAGUAAACUAGGUGGGGAAAUUACAACAAAAAUAACUGAACAUACUGCGGCAAUAUUUUCAACAAGCGAUGAGGUAGACCGUAUGGGAGCUCGAAUGAAAAAAGCAAAAGAGCUUGGUAUUCAUGUGAUACCUACAAAUUACUUGGAUAUGGUAGAAAGUAGCUCUUCAAACGUAAUUAAUUAUAUAAGCAGUACGACUAUUUGUGAUUGGGGCACUGAUCCCAACUUGCGUAUUGUGCCAGAGGUCGCAAGUACAAAUAAAUCAAAAAGUAUUUAUACCAAAUCAGUCGCAAAAUCAAUGACGUUGAAAAUCCAAGAUGGAUUGGCUGUGGACCCAGAAAGCGGGCUGCAAGACAUCGCCCAUGUUUAUGUGCAUAAAAAGGACAAAUAUAAUGUUGUUCUCGGCUUAACAGAUAUUCAACGCAAUAAAAAUUCUUACUACAAACUACAGCUUUUGGAGAGCGACACUAAAAACAAGUACUGGAUUUUCCGUUCUUGCGUUCCUGGUCGAAUGUUCCCAAUCGAAAUCGAUUAUGAGGACGAGAAGAUAGUUAAUGACACGGAAAAACUCAAAAUUCCAUCAAAACUAGACACAUCGGUUCAAAGUUUAAUGAAACUAUUGUUUGACAUUGACACUAUGAAAAAAACAAUGAUGUUAUUUGAUUUGGAUAUGGAAAAAAUGCCAUUAGGCAAACUAAGUCAGAAGCAAAUUAAAGCAGCAUACAGUGUGCUCACUGAAAUUUAUGAGCUCAUACAGCAGAAUGGGGGUAAAGCCAACUUUAUUGAUGCUACUAAUCGAUUUUAUACUUUAAUCCCACAUAGUUUUGGGGUUCAAAGUCCCCCAAUUUUGGAUUCCAUUGAGCAAGUUGAGAAGCAUCGCCAAGUCCUUGAUUCUCUUUUGGAAAUUGAAUGUGCUUUUAGCAUGUUACAAGCUGAAAGUAAGGAAGAAGACGUAAAUCCACUGGAUAAACAUUAUGAGCAACUAAAGGCAAAACUUGAACCUCUAGAUAAAAAUAGUGAAGAAUUCAAGACACUUGAAACUUACGUCCGAAACACCCACGGAGAAACACAUAAAAUGUAUGAGCUGGAAAUCGUUGACAUAUUUAAAGUAGCACGUCAGGGCGAAUCGCGACGUUAUAAACAAGAAAACCGGAAACUUCUUUGGCACGGAUCUCGACUUAUAAAUUUUGCUGGUAUUUUGUCACAUGGCUUGAAAAUUGCACCACCCGAGGCUCCCGUCACAGGUUAUAUGUUUGGAAAGGGAAUAUACUUCGCAGAUAUGGUCUCGAAAUCUGCAAAUUACUGUUGCACUAAUUCUCAAGAUUCCACAGGUCUAAUGCUUUUAUCAGAAGUAGCUCUUGGCGAUAUGAUGGAAUGCACCUCUGCAAAAUACGUUACCAAAUUACCAUCAAACAAAUACAGUGUUUUAGGUCGUGGGCGCACCAUGCCUGAUCCGAAAGAGUCGCUUAUACGAGAGGAUGGGGUGGAGAUACCACUUGGUAAACCAAAAACUGAUACAAAUUUAAAAACUUCUCUUCUAUACAACGAAUACAUUGUAUACGAUGUUGCCCAAGUAAAUAUCCAGUAUCUUUUCCGUAUGAACUUUAAAUACAACUUCUGAAACCUAUGAAAUAAAGAUUAUAAUUUUGGUAGAACAACAUGCCAUACUCGUAUUAAAAUAUUAAUGAUAACUUGCGAAUAUAUGUUAUAGCUUACAUUGUCGUAAUUGAUGUACUUUUGUUCAAUAAAUGGUUUUGACAACCCCUCAUUAAAAAUUA